Molecule: messenger RNA, 636 nt
Organism: Telopea speciosissima
Lineage: Eukaryota; Viridiplantae; Streptophyta; Magnoliopsida; Proteales; Proteaceae
Product: vacuolar iron transporter homolog 4-like
Exons: 1
Coding region: 1-636 (211 amino acids)
Biological process (GO): intracellular manganese ion homeostasis
Cellular component (GO): membrane
Molecular function (GO): iron ion transmembrane transporter activity; manganese ion transmembrane transporter activity
Source: RefSeq, a predicted model, not a curated record
AUGGCACCCUUAGAACUAGAAGCUACCAACCAACCAGUCCCCAAUAAUGAUGUUGAGAAACAGAUUGAUGGUAUCAACUACAUCCAAAGGGCACAGUGGCUCAGAGCUGCAGUUCUUGGAGCCAGUGAUGGUUUGGUCUCCACAACAUCAUUAAUGAUGGGAGUAGGAGCUGUUAAGCAAGAUGUAAAAUCUAUGAUUCUUACUGGUUUUGCAGGGAUGGUUGCAGGAGCAUGUAGCAUGGCGAUCGGAGAGUUUGUGUCGGUGUAUUCGCAGUAUGACAUAGAACUCUCUCAAUUGAAGAGACAGAAUGAAACUUCAGAUGGGAAAGGAAGUGUUGAUGAGAGUGAGAAAGAAGACUUGCCAAACCCAUUCAUGGCUGCUGGAGCAUCUGCUCUUUCAUUUGUUGUUGGAGCUGUGGUGCCAUUACUAUCAGCUUCUUUUAUACAGAAUUAUAAGGUGAGAUUGGGGAUUGUAAUUGCUAUGUCAAGCUUGGCUUUGGUGGUGUUUGGAGUCUUAGGUGCUGUAGUAGGGAGGGCACCUUUGAAGAGAUCUUGCUUGAGGGUGUUAAUUGGAGGAUGGUUGGCCAUGGCUAUAACUUAUGGCUUGACCAAGUUGAUUGGGCUGGCUGGGAUAUGA